UAAAAUUUAUUCGAAAACAAGAAAAUCUAUCUACAAUUUAAGAUCUAUUAUUAGAAUUAUUUAGUCGUUUGGGUGAUAUUCGUAUUCUUCACAAUCGCCGGAAUCUGGUGAUUGUGAAGUUGCGAGGUUGUCAUCCCGCACCCGUCACUUUGCUGUCAAUUUCCCGCCUUCUACCAAAACAUGGCUGUGUCCCCAAAAUCGCUAAAAUGCAAAAUAGGACCAUCGAUUCUCAACGCCGAUCUAUCUCAACUCUUCCUGGAGUCCCAGCGCCUCCUCGACAACGGUGCCGACUACCUCCACCUCGACGUCAUGGACGGCCACUUCGUUCCUAACCUCACAAUCGGCCACCCGGUUGUCAAAUGCCUCCGGAACAAAAUCCGACACGCGUUCUUCGAAACCCACAUGAUGGUCUCGGAGCCCGCAAAAUGGGUCGAACCCAUGGCCGACGCCGGCGUCAAUCAGUACACAUUCCACAUCGAACCCGUCAAGGAAGUCAUCCCUCUGUGCCGGAAAAUCCGCGAGGCGGGCAUGACGGUGGGGCUGGCGCUGAAGCCCGGGACCGGAAUCGAGGCGGUGCGCCAGUACAUCGACCACGCCGACAUGAUUUUAAUCAUGACGGUGGAGCCGGGCUUCGGGGGGCAGCAGUUCAUGACGGACAUGAUGCCUAAAGUGCAGUGGCUGCGACACAACUAUCCGGGGCUGGAUAUAGAGGUGGACGGGGGCGUCGGCCUAAACACGAUAACGGCGUGUGCAGAGGCGGGGGCCAACAUGAUCGUGGCGGGGACCGCAGUUAUCAACUCUAGCGACCAAAGGGCUGUAAUGGCGAACCUAAGGGAAACCGUAGAACGCUCAAUUCAUAAAUGCAACGUUUAAGGCUGCCAUUUGUGAUUCACUUUUUUCGGAAAUGGUGUCAAAUUGUUAUUAUCGUUGGUUUUUUUUGGUUGACAUUCCGUGGUAUUUUUAUUAUAAAUUUUAAUAAUAAAUGAUUGUUGGAUGAAACAUAA
Zophobas morio is the source of this 1004-nucleotide messenger RNA. RefSeq names its product ribulose-phosphate 3-epimerase (gene Rpe). Gene Ontology annotation, biological process: pentose-phosphate shunt, non-oxidative branch; carbohydrate metabolic process; pentose-phosphate shunt. The transcript is spliced from 3 exons. Gene Ontology annotation, molecular function: metal ion binding; D-ribulose-phosphate 3-epimerase activity. The record is from RefSeq and is a predicted model, not a curated record. Gene Ontology annotation, cellular component: cytosol. Bases 181 to 873 code for a protein of 230 amino acids. Lineage: Eukaryota; Metazoa; Arthropoda; Insecta; Coleoptera; Tenebrionidae.